Drosophila ananassae is the source of this 837-nucleotide messenger RNA. RefSeq lists its product as uncharacterized. The transcript has a single exon. Lineage: Eukaryota; Metazoa; Arthropoda; Insecta; Diptera; Drosophilidae. Bases 1 to 750 code for a protein of 249 amino acids. The record is from RefSeq and is a predicted model, not a curated record.
AUGCUAUCGCCGCCAGACGCGACGACAUGGCCCAUAGAUGCCUCUAAUCUCACGUACCUGUUGUCACUUCGGGGGCGUCCAAUUACCGACGACUUUGGCUUCGACUUCUCCGUCGACGUCGCCGUUCCAGCAGGUUCUAUUGGCUUUUGGCUAACGGCCUGGCCCAAAGAUCAAUGGAGCAUCAGUGCGAAAAUGGUCGACUCGCUGACGACACGAUACCUGCUGGCCACCCUGCUAAUGGCCCUUGGAUUCUGCGUGGCAGUCACCAAGGACUCGGAUUCCAAGUGGAUGGCUCCGCUUGGGCAGUACGGUUACACGGCCAAGCAUCUAAAGAACAAGGUGGAACACGGGGAGUUUACAACCUUCGAGCUGGGAACACCCAACUACCAGAUCCUUAACCCCGAAGCCGAACCGGAGUACAUAACGGCGGAUCAGCCCCAUUACCAGGAGAUGCUCCGACGCCUGACCAGCGGACAGAGUGGAGCGGAAACCAUCGAUGUGGAAAUGGCGGGCCGAACAGGUAGUUCUAGCCAAGAGCAUCCGUCUUCAACAGCCUCACCAAUAAAAAAGACAAAGGAAUCGACACCCGAUCGCUGGGAGAAGGUGAGGAAGCGCAGCUCCUUCAAGACGGAGGAUGAGGAAAAGGAUACCCAGGAGGCAGAGGCAGUGAAUGUUCACAGUCUGCAUCCGAAAAUUCAGGUCUAUGCUGGAGCUCGUCCCUUCCAAAGCCUAGUAGCCAAUCUGAACUAGUUUGAAACCCAUUUAUUAAUUAAAUUGUUUUAAAACGAGAAAUUUGUUAUGAAAUAAAAGAUGUGACAGUGCGAUACAAGUUCUUAA